UCAAAUUCAAAUUUAAAUUUAGAGAAAGUGAAACGGAUUGUUCACAGCAAAUCAAUUGCGAAUGUCAACAACAGCAAAAACAAAAAAAAACAAUAGUGAAGUGCUGUUAGAGUCACUAAAACAUAACGUUCCACAUUACGUACCUAAGCUCUGUGAUAUCAGUGUUUUCAAAAGACUGCUCUCAAAACCAAUAAGUAUUCAAUAAUAUUUAAUGAAUUGCUCGAUAAACAAAUUGAAAUGAAAAGGAAACUUUUAGCCAGGAAUCACAAACUGAAUUCGUCAAAAAAGUUUGUUAGUUUGCUCGGACUAUUGUUUUUACUUAUUUGCAAGGCAUCCAGUGACAGGGAUGUUCAAUCAUUUCCCGCGCGAAAAAACCCAAACGUACAACAAACAACAACACCAGCACCGGUGGCUUCUAAGAAUACAGAGGUUCCAGAUAUUCCAGAUGUUGAACCCACGCCAAAACCGCCGCCAGAAGAAAGAACCACACCAGCUCCGGUGACUUCUACGGAUACAGAGGUUCCAGAAAUUCCGGAGAUUCAACCCGCGCUAAGGACGCCAUCAAAAGAAUUAGAAUUUCCUUCGCAGUUGGCUUCUAAAGAUAAGAAGACACCAGGAUUUCGGAUUGUUCAACCAACGGAAAAGUCGCUUCCAGAUGUUGAACCCACGCCAAAACCGCCACCAGAAGAAAUAACCACACCAUCACCGGUGACAUUUACGAAUACAGAGGUUCCAGAUAUACUAGAUGUUGAACCCACGCCAAAACCGCCGCCGGUGACUUCUACGGAUACAGAGGUUCCAAAAAUUCCGGAGGUUCAACCCACGCUAAGGACGCCAUCAAAAGAAUUAGAAUUUCCUUCACAGUUGGCUUCUAAAGAUAAGAAGACACCAGAAUUUCGGAAUGUUCAACCAACAGAAAAGUCGCCUCCAGAUCAAAUAGAACCCAUAUUAACACGUGCAGAGGAGCCAAGGGCGAAUGUACCUCCUGUGUCCAACCAUACAAUAAGAGGCAAAAAUGAACGAGAUGAGGAUGAAAGUCAUAAUGAUUUGAUAUGCAAGGACGGUCUCAUCUUACGAGCUUGGCGUCCCUUGACGGACAUAUCACAAGAAGAACGUAUACUUCGAGGCAUAAUUUACUUUCUUGCAAUGGUUUAUUUAUUUAUUGGUGUGGCCAUUGUAUCGGAUCGCUUUAUGGAGGGUAUUGAGGUGAUCACAUCCAGUGAGAGACGUGUAAAUGUACUCAAUAAAAAUGGCCAGAGAGAAACCAUAACAGUGCAUGUAUGGAAUGAGACUGUAGCUAAUUUGACACUAAUGGCUUUAGGAUCGAGUGCCCCCGAAAUUUUACUUUCCAUAAUCGAAAUGUUUCAGAAGAACUUUGAAGCUGGCGACUUAGGUCCAGGUACGAUCGUCGGCUCGGCAGCAUAUAACUUAUUUGUCAUUAUUGGCAUUUGUAUAGUUGUCAUACCGAAAGGUCAAGUGCGCAGAAUACAACACUUUCGCGUAUUUGUGGUGACAGCUUCUUGGUCGGUAUUUGCCUAUGUGUGGAUGUGUAUUAUAACAAAGUAUGUAACACCGAAUGUUAUCGACAUAUGGGAGGCUUUAGUAACAUUGAUAUCCUUUCCGGUUUUCGUUUAUCAUUCCUACAUCACGGAACGACGUCUCUUCUGUCCGAGAUGUUACAAAAAUGAUGCAAAUCAACGAGGCGUUGCCAUGAGCUCCAUAGAAUCGCCGGAUCGCGAGUCGGAACCAAUACGUUCGAGUAUUAAAGAUUUAAUUGAGACACCAGAAAUGCGUGAAUUCGAGGAACAACGCCGUGAAUACAUCACUAAGCUGAAGGAAUUAUAUCGCAGAUAUCCGCAAUAUGAUUUGGAAAAAAUUCAGGCAAUGGCACAAGAGCACCUAAUACGGGAGAGCACGAAGUCGAGAGCUUUCUAUCGCGUACAUUCGGGACGUCGCCUAACUGGUGCCGGUGGUGUGUUGAGGAAAGCACGUGAUUAUGCAGCUGUGGAAAUUGGUCAAGCAAAGGCCGUAUAUCGCAUGCAAGUGGAAGAGGAGGAGCCAGAUAUUGAUGAUGAGAUUGAGACACGUUUGUAUUUCGAACCCGGUCAUUACACAGUUUUGGAAAGUGUUGGCGAUGUGGAGCUGCAUGUGAUUCGUGCUGGCAGCUUAGCGAAUUUCACCAAAGUCGAAUACUACACCGAAGAUGGCACAGCCGAAGCCGGUUCGGAUUACAUACCCGUAAGUGGUGUACUCGAAUUUCCACCGGGUAUUGAAGAGCAAAUCAUUAAAAUCACUAUUGUUGAUGACGAUGUUUUCGAAGAAGACGAACAUUUUUAUGUGCAUCUCAGGAAACCCAGCGAUGAUGCUGUAAUCAUCACACCCAAAGUAGCGACCGUCAUGAUUUUAGACGAUGAUCAUUGUGGCAUUUUCGAAUUCAAAGAGAAAGAACAUAUCAUACCCGAAAAUGUGGGCAUCUACGAAGUGAAAGUGAAACGUUAUUCGGGCGUACGCUGCAAAAUCGUUCUACCUUAUUACACCAAAGCGAAAACAGCCACAUCGGGCAAGGAAUAUAUGGAUGUGAAAGGAGAACUGAUAUUUGAUAAUGGUGUGUAUGAGCUUUCUAUAGAAAUUGAAAUCAUUGAAGAGCACAGCUUUGAAAAGAAUGUAACCUUCGAGGUGCAUCUUGGUCAACCAAGAGUAUCGGAAGAUGAUGCACUCCUACUUCGAAUACGAGAGGUUCAACAAAAAUCUGACGACGAAAGAACUUUUCGAGAUAAUAUUCUUUUGGCUGGUCUACCGAAAUUAGCAGAAACAACAAAAAUACUGUGUCACAUUGUAGAAAGUGAAGAGUUCAAACAAACGGUUAACAAGCUGGUGCAAACAGCGAAUGCCUCAAAGCUGAUUGGUACCACCUCGUGGAAGGAGCAAUUUUUGGACGCCAUGACAGUUUCAGGUGGUGGAGGGCUUGACGUCGAAGAUGCUGAUGAUGAUAUUGAAUAUGAGGAGGAUGAGGACGACGACGAUACUGGUCCCAGCGGAUGCGAAUAUUUUAUGCAUUUUUUAUCGAUUUUUUGGAAAAUCUGCUUUUCUAUAAUACCACCAGCAAAAAUCUGUAGUGGAUAUCCGUGUUUCUUUAUCUCGAUCAUCCUGAUAGCAAUUUGUACUGCCGUUCUCACGGAUGUUUCAUCGCACUUCGGUUGUACGUUGGGUGUACUGGACUCGGUUACAGCCAUUUGUUUAGUGGCAUUGGGCACCAGUUUACCAGAUACAUUCGCCAGCAAAGUGGCUGCCAUACAUGACAAAACCGCCGACAAUGCUAUUGGUAAUGUCACGGGCAGUAAUGCUGUGAAUGUGUUUCUUGGAAUCGGUAUCGCAUGGUCUAUGGCGGCCAUAUAUCACGCCAUGCACGGUUCUAUAUUUUAUGUGCCUGUGGGAUCUUUGCUCUUUUCAACGGUGCUCUAUCUAUGUGAAGCGGUUAUCGGGUUCGCGAUAAUAGUCUAUCGUCGCAAGCCAUCUAUAGGCGGAGAACUUGGCGGUCCAGUGGGAAUUAAGUGGUUUCAUGGCAUUAUAUUAUUUGCACUUUGGUUUAUUUAUCUAGCGAUUAGCACAAUGGAGGCAUACGGCAUUAUUUCAGGUUUCUAAAAAGGUCGCAUAAAAUUCCAAUAAACAUACAGACAUACUACCAAUAUAA
Molecule: messenger RNA, 3691 nt
Organism: Bactrocera tryoni
Lineage: Eukaryota; Metazoa; Arthropoda; Insecta; Diptera; Tephritidae
Product: sodium/calcium exchanger 3-like
Exons: 8
Coding region: 238-3642 (1134 amino acids)
Biological process (GO): cell communication; sodium ion transmembrane transport; calcium ion import across plasma membrane
Cellular component (GO): sarcolemma; axon; postsynapse
Molecular function (GO): calcium:sodium antiporter activity
Source: RefSeq, a predicted model, not a curated record